CAUCAUCACCAAUAUCAAAAGACAAUGUCUUCUUCAAAGGUAAACCUUGAAAAUUAUCUAAUACCACUAGAGGAGAUCAACCUUGCAACCAAAAACUUCAGCCCGGAAAGAUGCAUUGGAGGCGGUGGAUUUGGCAAGGUCUACGUAGGAGAACUCUCUAAACGUUGGCAAAACCGCACAACUGCUAUCAAACGCCGAGCUCCCGAUAGUUAUCAAGGAGAGGACGAGUUCCGUAAUGAGCUUCACAUGAUUUUAAAAUUCAAGCAUGAAAACAUCAUCUCCUUUAUUGGCUACUGUGAUGAAGCCGAUGAGAUGAUCAUAGUUUAUGAGUACGCUACCAAUGGAAGCCUCGACCAUCAUCUCCAAUAUGCAAAUAAGAUGUGUGACAUAACAUGGACACAACUCCUCAAGAUUUGUUUAGGGGCAGCAAGAGGACUAGAUUAUCUUCACUCAGGUCUUGGGGAGCACACCAGAGUGAUACAUAGAGACUUUAAGAGUGCUAACAUAUUGUUAGAUAAAAAUUUGGUGGCAAAAAUAUGUGAUUUUGGCCUGUCAAAAUGGGGUCCAAAGAAUCAGCCAAUUACCCAUCUCAAUACAAAGGUUGCGGGUACCCAAUUUUACUUGGAUCCCAUUUACCAUGAAAGCCAUAUCCUCCGAAAAGAAUCAGACGUGUACUCAUUUGGUGUGGUACUAUUCGAAAUGUUGAGUGGGAUGCUUGUUUACAGUGAAAGAAGCCUUGGAAAUAAGGCAACGUUUCUAAUGACUUUGGUUCGACAAUCUGAUGAAAAGAAAGUACAUGAGUUAGUUGAUCCCCACAUAAGACAUCAGAUUAGCGGUCCUUCUUUAAGAAGUUGCAUAUCAGUGCAUUAGUUUAAAUUUAAAGGAACGCCCUAGUAUGGCCACAGUCAUUGGGAAGAUCGAACAUGCGUUGGAUAUUCAAGGGUUACCCGGAUCAAAAGUUCUUACCAUUACAGACAUGUGUGUCGGGGAUUUUCUCAUUCUUCAUCCUUCAAAACUCAAAUUUCCAUUGGAACUGAAGAAGCAUAGUUUAUGUUCCUUACAUUUGACCAACAAGACCGACCAGUUAAUUGCCUUUAAGAUUCAAACAACGACCCCAUUGGAAUACAAUGUUCUUCCAAACAAUGGAAUUAUAUUACCAAGAUCAGUUUGUAAUAUCACUGUUAUAAAGAGAGCAAUAAAUGAGGCACCACCUGACAUGAUGUGCAAAUCUAAAUUUAAAGUUAAAGCUGUUGUAGCACCUAAUGGGGCAACUACAAAUGACAUAACUAACAGCAUGUUCGAUAAGGAAGAGAACAAGCAAGUACAGUCGGUUUUUCCGACAAAGGAAUUUAUAAACAUCCAGGAAACCAUUAAAGCAAUUGUGUGGUGGGUUGAUGAAGUUAUUCCAAGUUGGGUUGAUGAAGUUAUUCUAGAUGCACCAUGA
Messenger RNA from Lactuca virosa, 1444 nucleotides. The record is from the annotation of a GenBank genome assembly. Lineage: Eukaryota; Viridiplantae; Streptophyta; Magnoliopsida; Asterales; Asteraceae.